Molecule: messenger RNA, 1330 nt
Organism: Syngnathus acus (greater pipefish)
Lineage: Eukaryota; Metazoa; Chordata; Actinopteri; Syngnathiformes; Syngnathidae
Product: matrix-remodeling-associated protein 7-like
Exons: 4
Coding region: 324-1091 (255 amino acids)
Source: RefSeq, a predicted model, not a curated record
CCUGUGCAUGACUUUUUUCUUUGUCACCCUGCGCCUACACGGGUGCUGCCACAAGCUAUCCAUCCGCGGUACAUUGUGGACAUUGGGCCGCUGAUGAGCUUAACAUCGAGAUGACGGGCCAAGCACGUUGCUGGCGCGCCUGAUCGCCAUCGGAGGAAGUGGGCGGUGCCAGGUGUUGUGACAUCAUACCCGAACAGAGCCUCCCGCCUGAUCCAGUAAACGCUGCUUGUUUAGCCAGCUAGUCUAGAGGAGAUUAUCCUCAAAUCGUCGCUAUGGCUGACGGUGGAACCUCGCCGGACAAUUAAAGCAACUAAAUAUCAGCUAUGGAUGUGACUUUCAUCUUAUCAGCCGUCAUCUUCACGCUGCUUGCCCUGGUGGUCGCGACGUCGUUGCUGAACGGUUCCUCCAGGUCGUCAUCGUCCGGGAGUUACCCGUCUGAACCGAUCGCGGACACCGGAAAAGGAGGCGAGACGGUGGCCAAGCAGAACGGACACAUACCGGAGAACACCAAGCAGGGGAAAGCUAAGGAGACGGCGGACUGGUGUGAGCUGAGCGGCAGCUCCCACGACCACUGGGACGUGGUCAAAUCUGUGCUAUCAGAGGAGGCGGAAAUCCGUCCCACCAGCGAGGAGCCGGAGCCAGCGCCGGUUGCGGCGGCCGUGACCGAGCGCUCCUCCUCCUCCUCGGCAGCAUCCAGCCUGUCCGUACCGCAGCCCGACUCCAGGCACGGCAGCUUUGACUCAUCGUCCGAGGCAUCGUCAGGGCGCGGCCGGCGCUCCUUCAUCGGGCUCUCUGAUCAGGAGCUCCUAAAGUGUGCUUUCUCUUCCCCCCAGACCAACGGAGACACAGAGAGCCCGGGAGUCAAUGAUAAAUCAGAGUUCCAAGCCAACAACUCUUUGAAAUACAUCCCCGGAAAGUCGCGCUCCCACCAUAUGGAGAUGAUGAUGUCCAAAGAGGAGCUAGAGGAGGAACAAAGGGUGCAGCGGGAACAGCUGGCCGCCAUCUUCCAGCUGCUUAAGGACAACACGGAGACGUUCGGCGACGUCUCCGAGGGCGACAUGGAGGAUCAGCUUCGUCUCUACUCCAUUUGAGGAGGACGAGAGACAACCACGACGUCACUUGCGCUGCCUUACCUCGCCGACCAAAUUCACUAAAACACUUGGGUGACAGUAUUCCAGCAGCCGCUAAUUUGUUAUGACAGAAACAAGUGGUCCAUUUGUAUUAUUUUGGCCGUUGUUCCCCGAAACCAAGUGAGCAACUCCAAAUAUAAACUUAAUUUUCACCCGUGUAGCACUCUGCUGUUGUAUAAUAAAUAUAAACUGAACAUGCA